This is a messenger RNA of Rotaria sp. Silwood2, 984 nucleotides long. The record is from the annotation of a GenBank genome assembly. NCBI's taxonomy places the organism in Eukaryota, Metazoa, Rotifera, Eurotatoria, Philodinida, Philodinidae.
AUGGUGAAAACCUGUCAAUUAGAAUCCAUACUGAGCUAUGGUUCGGAAGGAACAGUCUACUCUGGAAUAUGGCAUCGUACUCGUACAGCCAUUAAAGUUCUCAACAAUCAAUAUGCCCGCCGUGCAGAGAACGAAAUAAAACUAAUAAAUAGUUUAGAUCAUAGCAAUAUUAUUAAAUAUUAUGAUCUGGAAUAUGAACAAGGAACCGCUUAUUUGGUCAUGGAAUUUAUUACAGGUGGUAAUCUCUAUGAAUUCAUUGAAACAAAAUUUACAUCGACUUCCUAUUGGACAACUAUCGAACAAAUCUUGUGUGAUGUCGCUCGAGGAAUGAUCUAUCUUCAUGAGCAUCGUAUUGUUCAAAGUGAUUUAAAAAGUCAUAAUAUUCUCUUGCGAGACGGUACGCAUCAAGCAGUUAUCUGUGAUUUUGGUAUUGCAAGAUGUUUAGAUAAUGAUAAUCAAGAAAAGAAACGUACCAAUACGACUAAAGGAACCAUUCGAUGGAUGGCACCUGAACUUUGUAGUCCACCACCAGAGCCAUCCUCGUUUUCGUCGGAUGUAUGGAGUUAUGGUUGUAUCAUUUUGGAAACUACAAGUGCUCGACCAGCACAUUUACGUCAAUUACUCAUACAAUGCUGUGCCUGGUCAAAAUCUGAUCGUCCUACAUUUACUGAUAUUUUACGAAAACUGAACGGUAGCGAAGACAACAAUACUUCCAUCGAUGAAUAUGUAGAUUGUAUGUCUAUCGAUAGUCCUGUGACAAAUGAAGCAUCAUUCUUGGAGAACAAUGACGUAUUGACUCAUGAUGGCAGCAAAAAGAUUCUGUCUUCAAAUAAUCUUCAUAAAUCAAACACUCAUGGAGGACGUCUAACAGGAGAACUGUAUACAAGUAGAGGCUCGGCUAGUGGUCGACCGAUCUAUGAAGGUUCAAAAGGUGGUCGAUACUAUUUAACACAGAGUGGUUCGAAAGUCUAUUUACAUAAAUAA